Messenger RNA from Peronospora farinosa, 2532 nucleotides. Lineage: Eukaryota; Oomycota; Peronosporomycetes; Peronosporales; Peronosporaceae. The record is from the annotation of a GenBank genome assembly.
AUGGGUCAUGACGUGGAUGGGACGACAAAACUGUCGCGGGGCUCCCUCAGUGUCGCUCUGUGCGCUCUCUGCGCCGUCUGUAGCUCUACCGAGCCGCCCGGAACGAUCCCCAUUUUAGUCUCGGAUUCCCACUCCCCUCAACUUUCCUCGACUUGUGGCGUCGUCAAGAUGACCCCAUCAAAGGUCUCGGUACGCAAUAAACGCAUCAAAGUGUGCGUUCGUCUUCGCCCCUUUACACGAACUGAGAAACUCAAGGCCGGUGGAAAAGCUGCUUGGACAUGGCAUGAAAACACUAUUUAUCAGCAGAUAUUCCCGGCACAGAUUCCAUCACGGGUACUAUCAUCGGAUGGCGAAGAGAAAAAGACUCGAAGUGGUGGUGGAUCAACAGUCUCGUCAAAAUCUUCGGCUUUACGAGAUUCCAUAUCGACAUUACCAUCAUCGUAUUCUUUUGACUAUUUGUAUCCUCCAGCGACUCAAACUCAAAUGGUUUAUGACGAGACUGUCAAGGAUGUUGUUAUGGCAGCUACAGAAGGUUAUCAUUCAUCUGUAUUUCUGUAUGGACAAACGGGUACAGGCAAAACGUACACGAUGCAGGGUGGACGAGGAGACCCUGGUAUUAUUCAGUUAAGUGUGCAAGAUAUCUUUGAUCAUAUUGCACGGCAUCCGAGGAUGGAAUUCUUGCUGCGGUUUUCGUAUUUGGAGAUUUACAAUGAACGGAUCCAUGAUUUGCUUGCGGCGGGAGCGAAAUCGGACAUUAAGAUCUAUGAUGUGCACAACCGAGGAACUACAGGAAACGAACAUGCUCGUGAUGGGUUUGUCACCAAGGACGUGGUAAUCAAAGGAUUACGCGAAGAGAUCGUGCUAUCCACAGAGCAUGUACUUUCGCUUGUGGAAGUGGGUAACCUGCACCGUCACAUGGCUUUGACCGAGUCGAACGACCAAUCGUCCAGAUCUCACGUGGUGUUCCGAAUGGUGAUCGAGAGUCAAAUGAAACGGAAUAGUCGUGAUCGAGGCGAAGUGGCGCCAGUGCGCUCCGCAACCUUAAACAUUAUCGAUCUCGCCGGUUCCGAAAGCGUCCGACUCGCCAACACCACCGGGCAGUCUUUAGAAGAAGGCAGGUUCAUCAACCGCAGCCUGCUUACACUUGGGCACAUCAUCUGGAAGCUCAGUCGCGAUCGCCACAGGACAGGAUCCGGAAACGUCACAGCUUCCAGCACACCGCAUUUGCCGUAUCGCAAUUCUAAGCUCACUCGAAUUCUACAGCCGUCGUUGGGUGGCCAAGCACAAAUCGCGAUUGUUUGCACUGCGUCGCCAUCAGUAGAAUGCUUGACGGAGACGCACAACACGUUGAAGUUUGCAAGUCGUGCACGUAGGGUGCGCAAUCGGGUAGUUAUAAACGAAAGUUUGGGCGAGUCAGCAUUGCUGCGAAAGUACCGAGCUCGAAUUCGAGAAUUAGAAGAACAGCUCCACCAUUUACAGAUCCGUCGGCGACCACGAGAGUCUACGCAAAUGAGCAGUUCUAAUCCAACGACACUGACUGAGCGCCAGAUGGAGAUUAAAUUCGCCAUCAACAACAUUAACAGAGUGAUCCUGAAUUCCUCGGAAGCACAAGAGCGACCUGAUGAGGAGGAGCUUGCAUCUGUGGAUGAAGAUACAUUUCCUGCAAUGACAACGCCUCCUCGUACGUUGGAACCACCUCAUCCACUACCACCAUCAAUUCAGACGACUCAACGAGGUGAGCACGCCACAGGCCAAACCCAGCGAAAACCAGCUCCAAAACAACUUGCAGCUCGACAACAAGUGGAGAUGAAAUCUCAGGCCCCUCAGACGCAGUCCAGGGCAGCAGCUCGGCCGUUACUUCGCCAAACACCAGUACACAGUACCAGCAAUGUCAGCAUUGAUCAACCUGAGCCCGAAGAAGAAGAGGAAGGCAAGGACGAGGGUCAUGCACGACCUCGGCUUGUUCACUCUGGAAGCUCCACCAACACAUCAAAUAAGACACUGAUCGGGAGUGGUGGCAGCGCGAGCACCAAGACGCUGCCGCUCUCCUCCUCAUCAUCUCGACAGCUCACGGACAACGACGACGACCUCGCAGAAACCAAAGAAGAACAUGAAAAUAAAGAAGACGAACCUGAACGCGAAGAGGAUGUACUGCAUGACACCCGAACCCAUUCGGAAGUCAUCUCCGAACAAGCCCCCAUUGCACCGAAUGCAAUGUCUACAGCUCCGUCGUCCGUAUCGACUAGCAGUACCCGCCCGUCACUCACCUCAAUGCUCAAGACAAAGUACUUGAACGAGUUGUCAAAGAUGGAUCAGCGUGCAGGGCGAUGGCAGCACACGGAGGAAGGGGAGCUGUUGAACCAGAAAGAAUUGCUUCGUGAAUUUGUGCGCGGACUUGAAAUCGCCCAGGCGGAGCAAGAGACACGCAUGAGCAAAAUUCGGGAAUUGGAGUUGGAGAAUCAUCGACUGCACCAGGCAGUAGUUUCACGCGAUGACGAGCUCGCUCAGUUAAAAACAGAGACCACUCGAUAG